This is a messenger RNA of Ipomoea triloba (trilobed morning glory), 5178 nucleotides long. RefSeq names its product probable LRR receptor-like serine/threonine-protein kinase At3g47570. The record is from RefSeq and is a predicted model, not a curated record. Gene Ontology annotation, molecular function: protein kinase activity; protein binding; ATP binding. Gene Ontology annotation, biological process: protein phosphorylation. Bases 4 to 3411 code for a protein of 1135 amino acids. NCBI's taxonomy places the organism in Eukaryota, Viridiplantae, Streptophyta, Magnoliopsida, Solanales, Convolvulaceae. The transcript is spliced from 10 exons.
UCCAUGGAGAUCACUCGCCAUUAUUUCUGCUUAUCCAUCUUCUUCUUGCACUCUCUAAUGGUUUGCUCAACCAUUAAUGCCCAUACCAACAUUACCACCGACAAACAUGCCCUUCUUUCACUAAAAUCAAAAAUUUCUUUUGAUCCUCAUAGUGUUUUAGCUAACAAUUGGUCUGUUAACAGCAUGACUCCGUGUACCUGGAUUGGAGUCACUUGCAACUCUCGUCACAAUAGAGUGGCUGCUUUGGAUCUUUCCAACAUGGGUCUUGUUGGUGAAUUAACUCCCGACUUAGGAAACCUUUCUUUCCUUGUUUCACUUAACUUGAGCCAAAACAAUUUUCAUAAUUCCUUUCCUCGAGAGCUUUCUCAAUUGCGACGCCUCAAAAUUCUUCAGUGUAGCAUCAAUGACUUUAGUGGGAAUAUUCCAUCUUUGAUCGGUCUCUUAUCAAACCUUAGAUUUUUGUAUUUGGGGAAUAAUGACAUUAGUGGUUUUCUUCCCAUGUCCCUUUUUAAUCUUUCAAAACUUGAGGUCUUACAUUUAGGAGUUAAUUCUGUUGAAGGUAGUAUUCCUAGAGAAAUAGGCAAUCUUCCCCAACUAAAGUGGUUAAAUUUGAGCCAUAAUCAUCUUAGUGGAUCUUUUCCUUUGGGCAUCUUAAAUUUGUCUAAGUUAGAAACUCUAUCUCUUUCAGCUAAUAGCUUAUUUGGUGAACUUCCCUUUAAUCUUGGGAAUCAUCUUCCUAAACUUCAAACAUUGAACAUGUCUUCUAACAAAUUUAAUGGUCAGAUCCCAUCAAGUUUGUCUGAAUGUUCAUUGCUUCAAACUAUAUCUCUACCUUACAAUAAUUUUAGUGGGCCUAUACCAAGAGAAUUUGAAAACUUAACAAAGCUUGAGUCGUUAAAUCUUCGUAGCAAUCAGUUAACAGGUGCUAUUCCAAGCGAGAUAGGGGCUUUGUCAUACUUGGGCGAACUUCUUUUAUCUAACAACAAACUUCAUGGUGCCCUACCAAAGGAAAUUGGGAACUUAACUGCACUCAAGAUGCUAUUUUUUGAUGCCAACAACUUAGAAGGUGUAAUUCCAAAAGAGUUGGGAAAACUUCAUAUGUUGGAGGAAGUAUCCGUACAAUUCGCUAACUUAAGUGGGUCCAUACCUAAGGAAGUCUUCAACAUUUCUUCUUUAAAAAUAAUUUCAUUUGCAUACAAUAACCUUGUGGGGGUAGUUCCUUCAAGCAUGGGGCAUGCUCUAUUGAACUUAGAAGGACUCUAUCUUGAUGAAAAUUAUCUCAAUGGAGUGAUACCAGACUCUAUCUCAAAUUGUUCAAAACUUAUUAUUUUAGAUCUUGGCGCAAACCAUUUCAGCGGCACAUUACCUGCAUCUCUUGGUAAUCUAAGGCUCUUAACAACUCUAAAUUUAAGUUUAAACAUGCUCAUAAAUGAUGUUGCAUCUCUAGAGUUAAGUAUUAUCAACUCUUUGGUAAAUUGUAAUUACUUGGAGUACGUAUACUUAGAUGAAAACCCUCUAGAUGCUAUCCUUCCGUCAUCAAUUGGGAAUCUUUCUUCAUACCUUCAAGUUCUGACUAUGUUGAGAUGUGGGUUAAAGGGAAUCAUACCAAAUGAACUUGGAAACUUAAGCAGCUUGAUUGCCUUGGAUCUGGAUAGCAAUAAUUUGGUCGGGUUUAUUCCACCAAUGCUAAGAGGGGUUAGUAAGCUCCAAGAAUUGGAUCUCAGUAAUAACAAACUCAGUGGUUCCAUUCCUAAUAGCCUUUGUGAUCUUCACUAUCUGUAUGAUUUACAGUUGAGUAACAAUCAGCUGUGCGGGAAUUUGUUGAAAUGCUUUGGUAAUACCACUUCUCUAAGAAAAAUGUAUUUAGAUUCAAACCGUUUGACUUCUAGAAUACCUUUAAGUUUGUGGCAUCUCAAAGACUUGUUAGAGCUUGAUUUGAGUUCAAAUUUUUUAGAUGGAUUUAUAACCAAUGGUAUUGAAGGUUUGAAGACACUCUCACUUCUAAACAUGUCCCACAAUCAAAUAUCAGGAAAUAUCCCCGCCACUAUUGGGCAAUUGCAAAAUUUGAUUUCUCUUUCCCUUGAAGGGAAUAAACUAGAAGGAUCUAUUCCAGAGCAAAUAAGUCAAAUUGUUUCUUUGGAAUCCUUAGAUUUAUCACUAAACAAACUCUCUGGUUCAAUUCCUGUAUCUUUGGAAAGACUUUCAUAUCUUAAAUACUUCAAUGUAUCAUUCAAUGAAUUGAGUGGUGAAAUUCCAUCAGCCGGUUGUUUCAAAAACUUCUCGAGUGCAUCAUUCAUGUUUAACAAGGAGUUAUGUGGAAAUCCUAGGUUUCACGUACCAUUUUGUCAUUCUACCCACCAUUCGAGGCUUAAAAUAAAACUCCUUAUUACUCUUGCAGUCCUUGGAGCUUCAUUGGUAAUUACUUUUGUAAUUAUUGCAUUUGUCCUUACAAAGCGAAAAAGGAAAUUUAGAGUCCCAAGUAUGAUAGAUAUUGGCUUUCCAUGGGAUAAAUUAAGGAUUUCUUAUAAUGAGCUUUUAAGGGCUACUUCUUGCUUUAGCCAAAACAAUCUCAUUGGUUCAGGGAGUUUUAGCUCUGUGUAUAAAGGGACUUUGGAUGACGGGAUGCUUAUAGCAGUGAAGGUAUUUAAUCAAUCAGAAGAUGCACUUGACAGUUUUAAUGUUGAGAUUGAAGUGCUAAAGAAUUUACGCCAUCGAAAUCUCACUAAGGUUAUUACAGGAUGUUUUGCUGAAGAGUUUAAGGCCUUGGUCCUUGAGUACAUGCUAAAUGAAAGCCUUGACCAAUGGCUACAUUCACAAAGAAACUUCUUGGAUAUGGUUCAGAGGUUGAAUAUAAUGAUUGAUGUUGCAUGUGGUUUGGACUAUCUUCAUAAUGGUUACACAAUGCCGGUGGUUCAUUGUGAUUUAAAGCCUGCAAAUGUGCUAUUAGAUGAAGAAAUGGUAGCCCAUGUGUGUGAUUUUAGUGUGACAAAGUUGUUAACUAAGGAGGAGAGCUUCAAGCAUACCGAAACUCUUGCAACACUAGGCUAUAUGGCACCAGAGUAUGGAUCCACAGGAAUGAUAUCAACACAAUGUGACAUUUAUAGUUUUGGAAUUGUGCUAAUGGAAACAUUUUCAGCAAGAAGGCCUUCAGAUGAAACAUUUGGCGAAGAUAUGAACUUGAAAAGUUGGAUAAAUGAUUCUUUACCCCAUCAUGUACUUCAAGUUGUAGAUCCCAACUUACUAAAGGCAGAAGAUGAAGACUUCAAUGCGAAAUUGCAGUGUAUAUCCUCCAUAUUAGAAUUGGCUUUGCAUUGUGCAGUGGAAUCUCCCCAAGAGCGAUUAAAUGCGGAAGAUGUUGGAGUAAGAAUGAAUAAAAUCAAACUUCAAUUUCUAAGAAGUGUUGGGACCUGAUAAAAUUAGAAGGAAAUAGCUGAAGCUUACCAUGGAAAGAGAAUCAAGGAUGCAGUUGUCACCGUUAUAUUCCAGCAUACUUCAAUGAUGCUCAGAGGUAAUUAAGCUACUAAGGAUGCAAUUCUUGAAGAGAUUGAAUCUCUUUAUGAUGGUAAUGACUUGUCAGAACCACUUACUCGGGCUCGUUUUGAGGAGUUGAACAACGAUUUGUUUAGAAAGACUAUGGGGCCUGUUAAGAAGGCUAUGGAGGAUGCUGGGUUACAGAAAAACCAGAUUGAUGAAAUUGUCCUGGUUGGUGGAAGUACUAGGAUUCCAAAAGUUCAACAACUUUUGAAGGAUUACUUUGAUGGUAAGGAACCAAACAAGGGUGUUAACCCUGAUGAGGCUGUUGCUAAGUUGGAAUCUUGAGUGGGGAAGGAGGUGAUGAAAUCAGAGGUCUUUGAAGGUGAAAGGAGUCUCACAAAGGACAACAGCUUGCUUGGAAAAUUUGAUCUAACUGCAAUAGCUAUUGUGCAUUGUGCACUUCCCUCAGAGGAACACCUGAAUUUGAAGUUACAUUUGAGGUUGAUGCUAACGGCAUCCUGAACGUUAAAGCCGAAGACAAGGCCUCUGGGCGAUCUGAUCGAGAAGAUUGCCAUCACUAACGAUAAAGGCCGUUUGAGCCAAGAAGAAAUUAAGCAGAUGGUGUUACAGUAAUUUUAUUAACAUGUUAGCUUUGAAUCAGCGGAUGAGUUUUCUUCUCUUAGUGUUUGUUGGAGGAAAAAUGAUUGGAGUAGUAAGCUUAAACAAUGAUAGAAUUGAAGUUUUGCAUCUGCAUUCCUUGUUUGUUGAACCUAAUCAGCAUAUUUAAUUUAAUUAUUACUGAUUUUAUGCAAUAAUUUGGCAAUAUAAUGUAUCUCUUGUCAGGGAGCUUAUUUGCGUUUUCAAGCCGCUUCCAACCCUGAGAGGAUCAUUUUUUAUGUAAAGAGGCUAGCUUAUUAGAAGAAAGUUUGAAGACAAAGAAGUUCAAAAGGACAUGAAAUUUGUUACUUACAAAAUUGUUAACAAGGAUGGAAAACCAUAUAUACAAGUGAAGAUCAAAGAUGGUGAAACAAAUAAAGGUUUUCAGCCCUGAGGAGAUUAGUGCCAUCAUUCUUACUAAGAUGAAGGAAAGCUUACCUUGGAAAGACAAUCAAGGAUGCAGUUGUCACCGUUCUAGGUAAAAUUGAGUAAUGCUAUGGUUGAGAAACAAAUUGAUGUCAGUAUCUUAACUAUUGAUAAUGGCGUGUUUGAGGUUCUUUCCACCAAUGGAGAUACUCACCCUGAAUUGGAGGUGAAGAUUUUGAUCAGAGAAUCAUGGAGUAUUUCAUUAAAUUGAUCAAGAAGAAGCGCCUUUUUGGGAAGGACAUGAGCAAGGACAACAGGGCUCUUGGGAAACUCAGGAGGGGAAGUGAGCGAGGAAAGAGAGCUCUGAGCAGCCAGCAUCAAGUUGGUACGUGUAGAGAUUGAAUCUCUUUUUGACUUCUCAUUCAGAACCGCUUACUCUGGGCUCGUUUUGAGGAGUUGAACAAUGAUUUAUUUAAAAAGAGUAUGGGGCCUGUUAAGAAGCUAGGCUAUGGAGGAUCCUGGGUUAGAUAAAAACCAGAUUGAUGAAUUAAAUUGCUUGGAAAAUUUGAUCUAACUGGCCAGGAACAAUCAUAAGCUAGCCCUGUGUAUCAGAUAAAAACAAGACUUUGGGGUUUGAUUGUGAAAGUUAUUUAAUUAAUAGUAAUAAAUAUGCAAGAAUAA